GGCAGUGCCUGUGCCACGUAUCAGAAAAUAUCAGAAGGAUCUCGGGGACUGUAGCCCAGAAUAAUGAAACUGGCUCGUGCCUAUGGGAAAGGUAAGAUUGCGGAUGGGAAAGGACUCAUUAUCGGCUUCCGUGGGACAGUACUAAGACAUCAAUCCGUGACGUCGGAUGAUGAGAUUUCUAGACUCUAUUGAGGACCAUGUUGCGGAACGCGCGCAAUGGCACAACAUACAAGAACGACACACUUGUCGGGCCUUUCAUUCGGCCUUCUCUGCAUCGCGAACACUGCUUUUGCGGACGUCUCACCCCUCCAGGCUGCCCUUGGUAGUGACGGUAUCGAGGCGUACUUCGUUGAUCAGCCGGAAUAUCAGAAUGCUUCACAGCCAUUCAACCUUCGUCUACCCUUCAAGCCCGCUGCGGUUGCGUACCCAAGUACUGUUGAGGAGGUCGCCAACGCAGUCAAGGCUGGUGCUCUGUUGAGCAUAGCUGUCACCGCCCGCUCGGGCGGCCACUCUUAUGCUGCCUACGGCCUUGGAGGCGCGGACGGACACCUGGUCGUCGACCUAUCCAGGCUCAAGGACAUUCAUGUCGACAAUUCCACUGGGAUUGCCAUUAUUGGGACCGGCAAUCGGCUUGGGGAUGUCGCGAUCAGUCUCUUUGAUCAGGCGGGGUGUGCGCUUCCGCAUGGGACGUGUCCCCUCGUCGGCAUAGGCGGGCAUGCGAGUUACGGAGGAUAUGGAUUUACAAGUCGUCAGUGGGGCCUUACAUUGGACACUGUUGUUGGCGCAACCGUCGUCCUCGCGAAUGGGUCGAUUGUUGAGGCUUCAGCUUCAAAACAACCUGACCUGUUUUGGGCCCUGCGCGGUGCGGCACCUUCUUUCGGUAUUGUAACGCAUUUUCACUUCCAGACCUUCACUGCUCCGACGCAGCCGACGUACUUCAAUUACUACUGGUCCCUACCGCUGGAUGAAGCCAUUGCGGCUAUAUCACUCUACCAGAGCUACUGCUUCUCUCCCGCAAUUCCAAGGGAGAUCGGGUUCGAGCUGAAUUUGUUGAAGGGCAAUAGCAAGGGCGAGAUUCUGGUGAAUUUUCAGGGAUCUUACUAUGGAAAUCCGGACGACUACAGCGCCAUCGUACAGCCAUUUCUCUCUGCUAUGCCGAAUCAAACCUCUGAGCCGCAGGUUAAUGUGACAUCCUGGCUUGAAAACCUAGUCCUCCUCGCUGGCACUCCGCUCGCUAGUAACACUCCGACACUUCUUGCCACUGACCACGAUACAUUCUACACGAAGAGUCUCACGACGCCGUCCGACACGCCCAUGUCGCAGGAGGCUAUAGCGGCUCUGGCGAGCUGGAUGUCCACCGAGGGGUGGUACACAAACACGAACUGGUUUGUCCAGCUAGAACUAUACGGUGGUAGCUCUUCCCAGAUCAGCAUGAUUUCCUCAAAUUCGACGGCAUACUUCAACCGCCAGAGUCUCUGGACCAUACAGUUAUACGCAUCCAGUUCCGGCUAUGUACCACCCUAUCCACGAGAGGGCUUUGCGUUCGUUGACGGUCUCGUGGCUUCCAUCACGGCCAACGAGCCGGACACGUAUCAUUAUGGGGCGUAUGCAAAUUACAUCGACCCGUGUCUACCUCCACACGAAUGGCAGACACUCUAUUUUGGGUCCAACUUCGAUCGCCUGCGAAAGAUUAAGACGGAGAUAGACCCCAACGGUGUGUUCACCUUCCCACAAUCUAUUCCACCGGUAUGAGUUUUGCACGCCCGGGAAGCCAGUUGGAUAACCAAAAUGGGCGAGGACUCGGAGCAUGAUGCGCACACGUUCAAUACACCGUCGACUUGCCAUGAAGCUUGAAGACGAGCCGUACUGAAUCAUAGUGUACAGCAAGUGUCG
Messenger RNA from Fomitopsis serialis, 1893 nucleotides. RefSeq lists its product as uncharacterized. The transcript is spliced from 12 exons. Gene Ontology annotation, molecular function: oxidoreductase activity; FAD binding. The record is from RefSeq and is a predicted model, not a curated record. The coding region runs from base 217 to 1752 and encodes 511 amino acids. Lineage: Eukaryota; Fungi; Basidiomycota; Agaricomycetes; Polyporales; Fomitopsidaceae.